This is a messenger RNA of Rhopilema esculentum, 4159 nucleotides long. Its product is annotated as cyclin-dependent kinase 4. Gene Ontology annotation, biological process: protein phosphorylation; G1/S transition of mitotic cell cycle; regulation of G2/M transition of mitotic cell cycle. The record is from RefSeq and is a predicted model, not a curated record. Gene Ontology annotation, molecular function: cyclin-dependent protein serine/threonine kinase activity; cyclin binding; ATP binding. NCBI's taxonomy places the organism in Eukaryota, Metazoa, Cnidaria, Scyphozoa, Rhizostomeae, Rhizostomatidae. Gene Ontology annotation, cellular component: nucleus; cytoplasm; cyclin-dependent protein kinase holoenzyme complex.
UCCAUGAAUUAAAGACAGAAAAGAGGAAGUGAUCAAGCGUAAAAGCACGUGCUGUCCAAGGCUAGAUUCUGUAAAAACGCUGGAAUGGAUAAAGUGUUCUGGCGGUGAAAAAACAACCUUGCUGCUUGCUUUGUACAUAAGGGAGCUUAGGGGAAGAAUUUCACUUGCAGCACUUAUUUAUCUCUCAGCGCAAGUUGGAGUGUUACUGUCACGCAUUCUAUUUGCAUUUGAAAAAAGUUAUUCAUUUGGUCGGCUCAGUCUUCAGUAUAACGUAGAUAACGAGCACACCACAGAAACAUAUUUUGAUGUUUCCAUCAAGCCUAAGCUCAGCGAAAAAAUUGUGAAUUCUGUAUUUUUGAUUCUGGAGAUGUCAAAAACGCAAAGCAAGCAGACAGAAAAUCAACACCGUAUCAAUCCUAGGCCUUAAUAGUUUCGGAAUGUUUUGAAAGCUGGCGGUCUAAUCAGAAGUGGAAGGAAAGUUCAGCCAUGAACCCCAAAAACUACGAAGAAUUGGAUCUUAUAGGCAGAGGGGCAUAUGGUACUGUUUUCAGAGCGAGAGACCACCUCAAUGACAGAAUGGUUGCUUUGAAGCGGGUGCGAAUUCCUACCACGGAAGAAGGACUGCCUGUUUCAACAAUUCGAGAGAUAUCUAUGCUGAAGCUUCUUGACAACGAUGCCCAUCCAAAUGUCGUGAGGCUGUAUGAUGUAUUUCAAACAAUAUCAAGGUCUUUUGAUCGAAGGGAAUGUAUCUUGACAUUGGUUUUUGAACAUGUAGAUCAAGACCUGGCCCAGUUCCUUGAAAGGCAUCCACCCCCAGGCUUGCCAGAUUAUCUUAUCAAGGACAUGAUGCAACAGAUAAUAGAUGCAGUCUACUUCUUGCAUACCAACCGUAUGGUUCAUCGUGACCUGAAACCACAAAAUAUACUGGUAACAAAUAGUGGAAGAAUAAAAGUUGCUGAUUUUGGACUUGCUAGGAUCUACUCCUUUUGUAUGGUUUUAACUUCAGUUGUUGUCACUCUGUGGUACCGUGCACCAGAAGUACUUUUGCAGGCAACCUAUGACACAGCAGUAGAUAUGUGGAGCAUUGGAUGUAUAUUUGCAGAAAUGUUUAAUAGGAGACCACUUUUUCCUGGACGAUCUGAUGCAGAUCAGCUCAACAGAAUUUUUGCUGUUAUUGGAUUGCCAUCAAAAUCAGAAUGGCCCGCAGAUGUCAAUUUACCUUGGUCAGCAUUCGAACGUUAUAUCUCAGUGGAUCAGAACAUAUGGAAAUUUUUGAUUCCAGAAAUGAGUGAAACUGGGAUGACUUUACUCAAGAGAUUGCUUGCAUUUGCACCUGGUGACAGAAUCUGUGCCCAGGAAGCCCUUCAUCAUCCAUAUUUCAAUGGACAUGAUACAGAAAGCAGCCAAGAUUCGGGAAUAGCAAUGUCGCAAGAAGAGACUCCUGCAGUAGAGCAAGAAGAGGAUGUUAAUAGCCACAGCUUUUUGCAAGCAAAUGAAAAUUUAGAAGAAAGUGAAGUACGUGGAGCAGAAAUACCAUCUUUGUCACUUUCUUCACAGAGCUCAGAAGGCGUGGGGACUAGCGUAAAGCGUAAACGGUCAUCAGAGUGUGAGUGCAGUGACAACGAUGAUGAUGAUGAUGACGAAUCUGACAUUAACGUAGGUUCUCCUGAUGCUGAUGAAAGCAAUAGUCAUGUUGAAGAUGUGUACCCUACCAGUUGAAGUCGUUGAACCUGCCGUGUCUUUACCUGAGACGAUGAAAGUUGACCACAGCUCGACGAUGGCCGAAUGUGAAGUGCGUAUUGAUACUGAAAUGCGCUACGGUUGAUAUGUCCUUGUUAAAGUCUAAGGGUUCAUCAAUUUAAAGGUUUGUUGAAUGCUUUGUUUAAAGCGUAGGUAGUGGUGGGUUAAGGAAACCGUACUGUUUAUAUUUAUUUAUUCAAAGUCGUAUUAGUUUUCCUACAUUUGCGGGAAAUUGUCAGUGGGAGCAUAAAACGGCGUUACCUUAUCAAACAUUCUACCAAUCCAUGUUCUGCCAAACACGGAUGUUACAAGAGUUGCUAGGUCUUUAGUCGCCUAGGUAGGAAAAUGUACUGGUAACUAGAGGAUAAGAUGUAGAAAUAAUUAGAUUCCGUUAGAAAGUGAGUGGAUAUGAUUUUAGAUGUUGGAAAUAAGCAAAUUUUUAGUUUUUUACUUAUUUGAUUUUUAGCAGUUAUUGGGGUACCAGUUAGCCUUAGGGUGGUUGGUAUUUUAAUGCUCUUUGACUUUGAUACUGAAGUUGUAUGAAACAUAGAAAUAUGCAUGUCUUAAAGAAACGUUAAUCUAUUUGUGCAUUGUUAGAAUAAUGCCUUGUGGUCGGUCGGAAAUUCAAUGACAUUCCCUUUGUCAUAGAUUUACUGCCUUUUUAAUAAUAUAUAAACCAUGUCAUAUUUUUUUAUUGAAGCACAUUUAUCGAGAUUCAUGCAAAUUCUGCAAAGCUAACAGCUAUUGACAAUAUUUUUUGACAGAUUUUCGUCAUUUGAUCAAAUUUUAUCAUCAUCAUUUCUAAGGUUUUGGAAACUACAUGUUCGCUCAUGCCUAAACACAUAAAAUUGUCCAGCUGAUUUCCAAAUUGAUAUUUUAUCAUUAAAAUGAGUUAAUUCGUGGGAAGGUUAAAAAAUUGUAAAACUAUCAACCAUGUACAUGGCGUUAUUACCCUCAGGCCACUUUUUAUCAAACAUGGUCCAUGCAUUUUUUCCAGAAAUCGAUUAAAAAGCGUUUGGUAGGGGCAGAUCAUAUUUUCGCCUGAAGAAAAUUCACUAGGUCCAAUGCACUGAAAUGAGGCACAAGGAAGGUGUUAUAACUGCUCACACCCAUCACCCCCCCCCACUGUGCGGUAGCUGGCGCCGCCACGGGUUGAAGGUAGCUUUAAAAUUUGCAAUAUUUAGUUUGCUGUUGUCAAUUAAAAGACGUCAACUGUGUGUAGCUUUGUAGUGCACCUACUCUUUUCUAAAUAACUGCUGCAUUGUCGGCCUGUUUUUAGCGCGUAUCAUAUUGCAAUUCUUUUGAAUUGUCUUGGUUUCACGGCAUCGUGAAUUCUGUUUUGGAAACCAGCAGGCUCCCUGCUAUAAGUAUUCACGGCGUGAAAUUUAUUUAGUUUUAUCAGCAUUUUUAGGUUUACAUUGUAUAUAGUUACAUUUGUUCAUAAAGUGUGCUUUUAGUUGAUAUGAUGUUGUUUAUCGCUAGAUUGUCAGUAUAUAUCCUGCCGAAAUUAAGUAAAACUUUUAAAACCCCAAUUCUAAUGUUUUUCUGCUCAGAUAAAAAGUUUAAAAAUAUUUUCUAGAGUUUGCGUUAAUUGGUCUUACGAAAAAUACGAUAUAAUCCAGCCGGACUGAUUUCACGUAGUACUGAAAUUUGACAAGUCGUUAUGCAACGACACGUUUCAAAAAAGACUCUGUGCGACAGACGUGGACCAGAUCUGAUCUAAAAAUAUUAGGAUAAUACCAGAAUUUGACUGUGAACUGUGAGAUGUUCGACCAGCAACCAUUUCAAAUAUUGGCAACCUUGAAGCGGACACUAAACUUUUAAACAGGAUCCGGUCUAGGUUAAGUCCAUACAAUUCAUGGAAGUGUCCGGAUAGCGGUUUCAAAAGCACACGGAUCAUUGGUUCCCUUGUUUAAGUCUACCGGGCUCUUUGGAUCUGACGUAUAGACUUUUCUUGCACAUGAUGUUUACCAGAUUCUGUGUCUUUAAAUGUAGAAAAUUAAGGCUGAAUAAAAGUAAAGACAUUUGCAAGGGCAAACUGCUCAUUAUUAUAGAGGUGAUUUGUCAAUUGUUUUUAUGUGAACCUAAUGUAUCUUUAAAUUAAUUGGCGAGUUUGGUAAUGAACGACGACUCAGUGUUCUAUCCUGUUUGAAAUAAGCUUAGGCGAUUAUGCGAUGUUUAUAAUUUCAAUUAUUUUACAAAGAUUUUUGUUUUUUCGUGUUAACUUUAAACAGUGAAAGAUUCGUAAAACCGUUUUAAAGCAUUUUUGUAACUUUUCAAGUUCAUUUUUUUACAUGUUUUCAUGGUGAUUAGUUUUUAUGUAUCGAGUUUUAAAUAGCAAGAGUAUAUACUUAUAUUUUUGUUAUCCUAAUACAUAUAUAUACAUAUAAAUGUAUCUAUACGAAUACUCAUAAAAUCA